Aspergillus steynii IBT 23096 is the source of this 1550-nucleotide messenger RNA. RefSeq names its product PHP domain-like protein. The transcript has a single exon. Gene Ontology annotation, biological process: tRNA processing. Gene Ontology annotation, cellular component: nucleolar ribonuclease P complex. The coding region runs from base 493 to 1071 and encodes 192 amino acids. The record is from RefSeq and is a predicted model, not a curated record. Lineage: Eukaryota; Fungi; Ascomycota; Eurotiomycetes; Eurotiales; Aspergillaceae. Gene Ontology annotation, molecular function: RNA binding.
UUUUAUCCCAGCCAAGAUGUUUUAUGACCUCAAUGUCCCCUACAGCCCGGAUGAUCCCGAGAUCUCUCCUACAUUAAGCUUUCUUGCAGAACGUACGUCAUUGCCUUUAAUUCCGGCCACACGACCUGACUCCCGCGGGAGUGAUGUACAUGCGCUAUGGUGGCCACAUGAAGAACUAACCUGACCUGCUAUCCAGUCGGUUACACAACUGUGGCUCUCUCGCAGACUGUUACCGGAAAGCUCCCUACGAAUCCUACUCCCCCACCUGCUCCCAAGAACGUGCCUCAGGGCCUGACGCUGCUGAACCGCUUGAACCUGACCCUCUCCGACCCAGCGCAAAACCAACGUCUCGCUAGUCUUUCUCAAGUCUAUGAUCUCGUUGCACUGCGACCCACCAAUGAGAAGACUCUGUUGAAUGCCUGUACCAACCUGGAAUGCGAUGUGAUCUCCGUGGAUUUCUCGGUCCGACAACCCUACCACUUUAAGUUCAAAAUGCUCUCUGCCGCUAUCGCACGUGGAAUUCGGAUUGAGAUUUGCUAUGGUCCUGGCAUCACGGGAAGCGGUACCGAUGCUCGACGCAACCUUAUCAGCAACUCCAUGUCAUUGAUCCGGGCGACACGCGGGAGGGGCAUUAUCAUCUCCAGCGAGGCCAGGAGAGCUUUGGCUGUACGGGCACCAUGGGAUGUGAUCAAUCUGGCUUGCGUCUGGGGGUUGUCACAGGAGCGUGGGAAAGAGGCAAUUUGUGAGGAAGCCAGGAAAGUGACCGCUCUAGCCAAACUGAAGCGGACCAGCUGGCGCGGGAUUGUCGACGUUGUUGAUGGAGGGCAAAAGCCCAAACCAAAAUCUGACACCCCGGCAAACGGUCAGAAGAGUGCCUCCAAACAGAAAAAAGCCUCCGGGGCACAGGGUAAUGCGGACAGCCUGAAGAGGAAAGCAUCUGUGGGGUCCGAGACGGUUGAAGCAGAGAAGCCUCUUUCUAAGCGUGAAAUGAAACGCAGGGCCAAGAAAGUGCGACUAAAUGUGGUUGAUGGAGAUGGUAGCGACACGGGGGCUGCACCUGCCGAGGGUUAAUCGGAUAACGAUACAAAUUCUUCGGUAUAUCUGUCGACAGAGCUUCAGGCAAGGUUCCGCCUUUGGCCUGGGCAAACAUACAAGGGUGUCCGUAAGGCUGAAUCAGGGAGGUGCUACACUGCGUUACACGACUCUCACCUGCUCUGCGAUUCGGCUUGGAGGACCUCUCCCAGGAGUCCAGUUGCAGACAGGGCCUGACCCGUCAUCCGAGCGGAGACUUGACCGAGCAUUUUGGUCAGAAGCACCGUGGUGGUAGCGACAGCUAUAUUUUCAAUACAAAGUGUGUCGAAAAUGUCACCCGAAGGACAAUCUACAGCUGAGAUGUGGCGAAUGAUCGUUUCAACGAGCGACUAUGCCAUCUUUAUGCCUACGCAGGGAGCAGAUCCUUGGAGACUUGUCUAAGACAGACAUUCGAGAAAGGUUACCCUCACGGUCGAGGGUUACACCACAACAUGGAUGGACAGGCCAUCUGACAGCCA